CGACUAAUCACACGAUAGCCCCUUUCUUUCCUCCAUGAUCAAUAAAUAAGCCACGAGGUCGAAUACGAUCGCUCUCUCCAUAAAAAGAGAGAAAACAAAUCACCAAUUUCUCUCAAAGGCCAAUCUAAUCUAUCUCAGUGAUCUACUUGCAAAAGUCUCCUCGAGAGGCCCAGUAGUUUUUUUAAAACAUGGCUGGCCAAAACGCGCGUUUGAAUGUGGUUCCCACUGUUACUAUGCUCGGUGUGAUGAAAGCUCGUCUUGUUGGAGCCACAAGAGGCCAUGCUCUCCUCAAGAAGAAGAGCGAUGCCUUAACUGUUCAGUUCAGAGCCCUUCUCAAGAAGAUCGUUACGGCCAAGGAAUCAAUGGGAGACAUGAUGAAGACAUCGUCUUUUGCUCUUACCGAAGUCAAGUACGUGGCUGGUGAGAAUGUUAAGCAUGUAGUUCUCGAGAACGUUAAAGAAGCUACGCUGAAAGUUCGUUCAAGGCAAGAGAACAUCGCUGGUGUGAAGCUUCCAAAGUUUGAUCAUUUCUCUGAAGGCGAGACCAAGAACGACUUAACCGGUUUAGCUAGAGGUGGGCAACAGGUCCAAGCUUGCCGUGUGGCUUAUGUGAAAGCCAUUGAGGUUCUGGUUGAGCUUGCUUCUCUCCAGACUUCGUUCUUGACGCUUGACGAAGCAAUCAAGACGACUAACCGCAGGGUCAACGCUCUGGAGAAUGUGGUGAAACCCAAGAUUGAGAAUACGAUCAGUUACAUCAAGGGAGAGCUUGAUGAGCUUGAGAGGGAGGAUUUCUUCAGGCUGAAGAAGAUUCAGGGAUACAAGAGGAGGGAAGUCGAGAGACAAGCUGCUAACGCUAAGGCCUUUGCUGAGGAGAUGGUUCUUGAAGGUAUCUCUAUGCAGAGAGGGAUUUCGAUUAACGCUGCUCGUAACUUGCUUGAAGGUGGGGCAGAGAAGGAUGCAGACAUUAUCUUCUGAAGUGUUGGGGCUCUCUAUUUAUCUUUUGUUAUUACUCUCUUCCUCAUGACUUUAUGUUUCUUCAAAUAAAAUGGAUAUGAUGUAGAUGAAAUAUUGUAUCAUCUUGGAUUGUCCUUUGCUAUAUAACUUUCUUGGAGAGAUUUGUGAUUGUUAAUGUUCAGUGUAAUAAUUAUUCCCCUGU
Brassica oleracea var. oleracea is the source of this 1155-nucleotide messenger RNA. RefSeq names its product V-type proton ATPase subunit D. The record is from RefSeq and is a predicted model, not a curated record. Lineage: Eukaryota; Viridiplantae; Streptophyta; Magnoliopsida; Brassicales; Brassicaceae. The transcript has 2 exons. Bases 189 to 974 code for a protein of 261 amino acids. Gene Ontology annotation, molecular function: proton-transporting ATPase activity, rotational mechanism. Gene Ontology annotation, cellular component: proton-transporting V-type ATPase complex; vacuolar membrane.